Molecule: messenger RNA, 2652 nt
Organism: Baudoinia panamericana UAMH 10762
Lineage: Eukaryota; Fungi; Ascomycota; Dothideomycetes; Mycosphaerellales; Teratosphaeriaceae
Exons: 1
Biological process (GO): transmembrane transport
Source: RefSeq, a predicted model, not a curated record
AUGAGCGCUCCGCUGCGCAGCGCCUGCCAGGCGCUCAUUCUUGUACUCGGCAUCCUCUUGCUUCUACCGACGGUCGCCCGCGCCGGCUUCAUCAACUUCGACAAUUGUUUAGACCAGCAAAUUGUCAACUCAAAGCCGCUGCAGCUGCAGUGGAUACCGCUAUGGGUGGAUGCGAAGUUCAAUCGAUCAACUUAUACACUUAAUACAACGAUAUACGGGAAUGUGUCGGGACAGCAGUUUGUGGGGACGUACCCUUCACCAACCGACCCGCAGUGGAACGAUCCAAGUCAGUCCUUUGGCAAGAUUGUGAGCAUCGGAUCGAGCGGAAACUACACGACGCUGUUGGCCGAUUUCAAGGUCUUGACGUACGACGCCUACAAUGCCAAGGCGGCGCAGUUCUGUCCGUCUGUUAUAAACGGCACAUGCCCGCUCGGCCCUUACUUCAACGCCAACGAUACCAAUCCAUACACUCUGCCAGCUUUCUCCAUCCAGCAUGACUUCGGGGGCACUUACUCCUUUAGCUCGCUUCAAGGCACCAUCCGCGUGAUCUCGGGCGAUACUGGUGCACCGAGUCUGGCAUGCGUCAACACGAACAUUACGCCGGACCUUGGACCAACGAUUUCAGGCUUGCUUACAUGGCUACCAGCAGUGAUUCUGAUUCUCAAGGGCAUCUCGACACUGUCCGCUGCCAUCUGGUCACCGUGGGGUAGCGCUGAUAUCUUCCGCUGGAGCAGCAACUACGGCAGAGAUCCGGACCAACUUCGCUUGGUCACGCCAGGUUUCGGAGACUGCCUGCAGUAUAUUCAAUUUGUUACCUUGACUGGAGCGCUGUCGCUGCAGUACCCGGGUUUCUAUCAGCCAGUUGUGAGCCAGACGAGCUGGUCACUGUUGCUAUUCAAUGAGAGCUACGUCACUGGCGGCAAUGGUACGCAAAGUCUUGUCGAUGGGAUAUACACCUUCAACGGCACCUACGGCAUGACAGCGCUGUCUCAACUGAUUGGUAUGACCUCUGUGGUCGAUAUCUGGGCGUGUAUGGCAAUAUGGCUUCUGGUUGUGGCUGGAAUUGUCGUUUUGCUCUGCCAGCUUGGCUUCUUCGGACGCUGGGUCUACCGGACUGUCACCAACACCACGGAAGAGGAUCUCCGUCAGAAGAACUUGCCAUUUACGCUGGGCAACUUGAUUCGCCUCCUCUUCAACUACUUCAUCCUGCCGAUUGUCUCACUGAGCUUGUUCCAGCUGGUCAUCUCGGCCUACUCGCCCGCCAGUGUGGUAGCCUGCGCUGUCGUCUUACUCGUAAUCCUGAUCGUGGCGGCCGGCUGGGUGCUCCGCAUCAUCUUCACCACUAAACCGCGUACCUACCUCUUCGACGACAUGCCGACAGUGCUGCUUUACGGACCGCUUUACAACACCUACAGCGACAGCGCGGCGCCAUUCGCGCUCGUCCCAGUCCUCAUCACCUUCAUGCGCGCCGUGGCGCUCGGAGCCGUCCAGCCGAGCGGUAUCGGCCAGAUCAUCGUCCUCGCCAUCUGCGAAGUGAUUCUCAUCCUCACUCUCAACGGCUUCCGCCCCUUUCAAAACCAGACCAGCAUGAACUCCUACCAUACCUUCUUCGCCAUCAUACGCCUCAUCACCGUACUCCUCUCCAUCGCCUUCGUACCCUCACUCAGCGUGAGCGACGCACCCAAGGGCUGGAUCGCAUACACGAUCCUUAUCCUCCACGCUUGUGUACUCAUUUUCGGCUUCUUUGUGAACUCGCUGCAGACGCUGGUGGAGGUCAUAGCGCGCUCCUUCGGCGUUGGCGGAGAUUCUCAGACCGGCGCAGUGAGAGGUAGUAUCUUGAACUGGCGCAUGCUCAAGAACCGCAAGACUCCGCCAGCGAGGGGCGACAGGGGUAGUAUGACCAGCAACGCGGCUAUUCUACAGGAUACGGACGGCAGGAGCGCUUAUGCGGGAGGACGCAGCAGGAGUAUAUCGACGAGCAGUCAGCAACUGCUCAACCAAAUGACGGGUGGCGGCGGUGCACCAAGCGUAAAUCGGUUGAGUGGGUUUGAGAACUUCUCGAGCGGUGGCGAGCUUGUCAGUUCGCCCAGCGCGGAUACGGAUAAUGGGCAAGGUGGGUUCACUUUCUUGCCUUCUCCGAACGGCGAGGAGUCAUUGCAGGGUGUUAAGCCUGGGCUUGUCGAGCGAAAGGAUACCGAGCAGUCGUACUAUCGGCCUCCCCGACCGAGACGGCUCACCUCAGACUUGUUCGCAACUCCAGGAGGGAAGACCAGGCCAAGCGAUAACGGCGACUACCCUUAUAAAGAUUCGCCGGACCCGACCGCUCACAACAGAGUUAGCAGCUACGAAGGCGGUGGCUUCCCAUUCACGCCUGGCCGCGAUUCACCCGCUCCUGCGUACUUCCGGGAUGCAAGGACUGACUCGGCGGAAAACCUACCGCGCCCGGAUUAUUCCGUGCGCGAGAUGGACCAAUACUAUCGCGGAGCCGCACUCUCGGACCAGCCGACGAGGAAACUGAAGACUGGUCCUGCUGACCCAGAAGGCCCCGCUGCAAGCGCGCAGGGCUGGUUUCAAAAGCUCGUGUUUGGCGCGAAGGGAAAGCAAAAAGAGCCUACCAAAGGCUUUGAGGUUGUGAGGUCGACGCGGGUUCCA